CUGACAUGUCACAGUCGCCUCAGGAAAGGUGGCUGAUUUUUCUUGGCUCAGAAGAGCUCAGGAACAACAGCUGAUAAUACUAUUAAUAAUGAUGAUAAUGUUAAUACCAACCUUUUUAUUCUUCUCAAAUUAAUUACAAUUGACAACAGACCAAUUCAGUCUGCAACUUUAUCAUUAUCAUCAAGAAACAUUCCCACAACUUUAGACUUGAAAACAAAAAUGUCUUAUUUCUAUUAUUCCUUGAAUAUAAAAAACAUAAAAUACUAAAUCUAAUUCAUGACACAACUUAUUGUAUGUAAUCUUAGAUACUGUACUUAGAUUCAUUGUGUAAUAUUACUUACCAAAAGCCAUGGAAUUAGGAAAUGCUGGUGUUAUCGAUGGAUGAUAUAAGCUUUUUUGGACCUGAUACUGUCUGGGACCUUUACACUGACAAACAGAAUUGGAUCAACGUGGAGGACUUCACAAUAUACAAUUGGAGUACAAUGCUAAACAGACCAAACCUGAAUCUCUUUACCAUGGGGAAGGAUAUAUAUGUAUAUAUUUUUUCUUUUUUGCCUAGAUUACACAUUGGGAACUUCUGAAGAUCCACUGCUAAACAUUUUGGGGGAAUGAUUACCGCUUUUGUGCAGCAGAGGGCAACAUUGCACUGCCUUUCAAAGACCAUUAUAAGACUAAGGAAAAUAAAACCACUCAAAGGGCAACUGUUUGGAUGACUGAAAGCAGCUACAACGUGAAUGUUUGAGUUGUAAACAUUUUUGUAUAAUUCCAAAGUUUAUUAUGUGCCAUUAAGUUAACCACUGACAUUGUUUUUAUCAAAACAAUUCACAAAUGGAGAAACACUCUGUCUUUCUGUAUUGAUCCUCCUUUUGGAAAAACGGUUCUUUUCUAACGUAAAACAUAUACAAUACACUUUAGUUAAGCUCUCUUUGUCUGGUUCUGUAAAUGUAAAACCAGUUUUAUUGUUCUAGCCUAUUGUGUGAAGAAAAAAUACAAACCAAAAACAAAAUAAUAAUCCAUUGUCAAAAGUUAUUAUAAAACCUCUCUUCAUUUGAUACAUUGUUAUUAUUAUCAGUUUAAUUCAUCAGUAUCGGCAUCAUUCAUUUUAUUGAAUAACCUAUUUAUUUAGUGCAAUGUAAAAACAACUAGAAGCCAUAGUAAGGAACAUCACAAUCAAUCCUGGCCCUUUUCAAAAUAUUAACGAAAUAACAUUGAGAUGUAAUUGUUAAAUUAGUUAUAACAUGAUAUAAAAAGUAAUCCAUUAUUAUUUAAACUCGCCUGUUUAGUAUCCGCCCACUGUAGGUGAGCAGCUUGGUGAUGAGAUUUGCGUCCUUUUUCGACCACGCCCCGCUUUGUUACUGUGGAAACCAAUGAGAUUGAUGAGUGUAGUGAAGCAGAUGGUCUCUCAGUUAGCUGGAAAAGGUUAGCCAGAUUGCUAACCUAAACCAACUUUUACUGUCACGUUAUAAAAACAUGACAAACACGGACCUACUUUGACUUUACCUUGGCGGAGUAUAAUCUAUGGUUGCUGUGUCACUCAGUAGGUCUUUGCCAAGAAGUUUCCACAUACUUUGAAUCCAGACCUGCCAGGAAGUACUUUCACUUCCACACACAGACAGGCUUCUGCCGAGCCCCUCUCUCACAGUCCAAGUACAACAUGCACUCAAUCUCCAACACACACUGAACAGCCACAGCAAUCACAAACCUAAACUAACCCGUCUAAGCGUGGGAUACAUACACAGCAACUGAAACAAACAACACACAUAUAGCCAUCCCCCCUUCUGCUACCUCUUCUGCUUUUUUCCGUGCUCCUCCCCUCUAAAUAUCUCCGGAGCAAUGCAGAACGUCUCUGCUCUUCCUGAAUUAUGAGUCAUGCAAGCCACAAUGAGGACCUCAAUCGCUCUCCCACUGAGCUCCUGAGCCGUGCAACUGCUCACAUCUCAGCUUGAUGGCCAAGGGAUAAAAUGUAUGGAACAUUUUUUUGGACCCAGUCUCAUUUUAAUUAUGAUUCCUGCCUACUCCUCAAUUAUUUGCAAUUCAUUGGCUAUCAAUCCAGAAGGUGCUGACCAGCUGACAUGCUAUUUGAAUAAUAUUUCUGGAUAUCUCUGCUGUGAAUGAUCAAGAUGAAACAAAUGGACAAUGCUGAUUGUAUUUACAUUUAAUAACAUUGAACAGUUCUGCUCCAAAUAUUGAAAUACUUAUUUUUACACUGAUAUAUAUCAACCAUUCAACAAAGUAAACCCAUUACCAGACUGUAAUGGGAGGGAGAGCAGAGGAGAGGGAGGCAUAUGUCCUUCCAGAGUGGAGGAAACCCCAGGAAGAAGCAGAAGAGAGUGACAGCGAGAAGGAUGUGGAGGUGGUGGGCAGAGUUAUGCACAUCCCUCUGCACCGCUGGGUGAUGCACGGAGCUGUGAUGUUCGGACGUGAAUUCUGCUACGCGAUGGAAACGGCCCUGGUUACGCCAGUGCUGCUGCAGAUAGGUCUCCCCGAGCAAUAUUACAGCUUAACCUGGUUCCUCAGUCCGAUCCUGGGUCUCCUCCUCACGCCUGUGAUUGGCUCAGCCAGUGACCGGUGUACUCUGCGUAUUGGCCGGAGAAGACCUUUCAUUCUGGCCCUGUGUGUGGGCGUGCUGCUGGGAGUGGCGCUCUUCCUAAACGGAUCAUUAAUAGGCCUUUCCCUGGGGGAUAGUCCCGGCAGCCAGCCAAUCGGCAUCAUCCUCACUGUAUUAGGUGUGGUGGUGCUGGACUUCAGUGCUGAUGCUUCCGAGGGACCAAUCAGAGCUUACCUUCUGGAUGUUGCUGACACCGACGAGCAAGAUAUAGCCCUGAAUAUUCACGCCUUCUCUGCUGGGCUGGGCGGAGCAGUGGGCUACAUGCUGGGAGGUCUAGACUGGACUGGCACAGCUCUGGGCCAAGCAUUCAAAGCACAGGAACAAGUCCUCUUCCUGUUCGCUGGCAUCAUCUUUAUAAUCUCUGUCACUCUGCACAUGCUCAGUAUCCCCGAGCAGUCUUUCGCUCCGUCCAACCGGCUUAAAGUCACAGGAAAGGCAGCGUCUACCAGCCAGUUGUCUUUCAGACCUAUCAUUCACUCUGCACCUUUCCUUGAUGUGAUCGCAGAGGAGGAUGCGUUUGUUCGAGCAUCUUCCCGGCAGGAGAACGAAUCAGAUUCUGAGGAAGGGGACAUGGACUUCCUAGCGGUUGAAAGAGUAAGGAGUAAAAGCGACUCGGUCUUAGCCAUGCCAGAUGCUACGAUCGAGAUGGAUUCUGAUCUCGAUCCAGACUCGCAACACUUCCUGCCAGAGGUCCAUCACUUUCUACCAGAGAGGCAGGGAGAGCUACAGGAUGCUUUUCAGCCAUCUGAUCACAUUAAUGGGACUCUGUCUCCUUCUGGUGGACCACCCAACCUCACUGAUGGGUUGGUAGCCUCUACAAAUCCAGGUUGCACUGAGUCUAAGGGGCCAACACACGGCCCUCCUCUUCACCUUCAGAUCAAUUCUGGCUCUGAGAACUCAAACCUAAAAAAACAGCAGGUCAAGGCUGUCAAUGGUAUCAAUGCGGGCCUGUCCUCUUCUGACUCCUCCGAUGCAAUGAAAGACAACGCCCCCAGUAAGCUGCCCAGCCGCCCUGCCAACACCUCCGUUUCCUCACGCCCCCACCCACACACCUUCUACAGACAGCCCUCCUUCACUUUUUCCUACUACGGACGAGUGGGAUCACAGCGAUAUCGACUGCGAAAGGCAGCGCCUUUGAGCCCUCGGCCAAUCACCACCUCCCAGAGUCUGAAUGACCUGAGCGAACUCCAUCGGCGAGCAGACCGCCGGGAGCUGCAGCUGUCAGCUAGCAGUCUGUCAUCUGAGGGCUCCAGUGAGGGGGGACUAGACAAGGGCACAACUGUCCGGCUGCUAUGGUUAUCCAUGUUCAAGAUGCCGAGGCAGCUGUGGACAUUGUGUGUGUGUCACCUCCUCACAUGGUUCUCCAUUAUCGCUGAAGCUGUGUUUUACACUGAUUUCAUGGGACAAGUCAUUUACCAUGGAGACCCGACGGCACCAUCCAAUUCCACAGAGCUUCUCAAAUAUCACCAAGGAGUGCAGAUGGGCUGCUGGGGACUGGUGGUCUACGCCGCUACUGCUGCCGUCUGUUCUGCAAUCCUGCAGAAGUACCUGGAUAAUUUUGAUCUGAGCAUUAAGGUUAUCUACAUUGUUGGAACUCUGGGAUUCUCAAUAGGAACGGCUGUCAUGGCGAUCUUCCCUAAUGUGUAUGUUGCCAUGGUGAUGAUCAGUAGCAUGGGCAUCAUCUCCAUGAGUAUCUCCUACUGUCCCUACGCAUUACUCGGGCAGUACCAUGAGAUCAAAGAGUACAUUCACCACAGCCCUGCAAACACAAGAAGAGGUUUUGGUAUUGACUGCGCUAUCUUGUCCUGCCAGGUCUAUGUCAGCCAGAUCUUGGUUGCAUCGGCCCUGGGCGCUGUGGUAGACGCAGUUGGAAGUGUGCGUGUCAUUCCUGCAGUUGCCUCCGGAGGUGCCUUCCUGGGCUUCCUCACUGCCUGUUUCCUGGUCAUUUAUCCUGAUAUGGAGCCGAGCAGCUCAGAGCCGAACCAGGGCUUGGUGGGUUUACCUGGAGAUUCAGACCAAAGUGAAAAAAAGAACAGUGAACAGAGGCUGGCUCUGCUGAGCCUCACAGAUGGAGAAAGCUUGAAAAAGACAGAGAAGGACACUGUUGCCUGAGCAUGAGAGGAUUAAACCAAAUGUCUGUCUCUUUCUGACCGAGGGAAUUUAAUGAAAAGAGAGAACACAUGGCAAACAUGUUCCCAUCUACAGAAAUGUAGGUGGGGUGGAUUUGAAAGGAGAAUAUUUUUUUGAGUAGAGGGCUGACAAUCUCAGUGUUGGGCUGAUACGCCUGUCUUAUUGCUACCUCAUCCUUAAAACAAAACAAAGUUUGGAUGGCUAGAUGGAUAGAAGUGAGCCAUUAGGGAAUGUGUGAGACUGUUCAAACUAACUUAGCUCAGACUACUGAAGCAAAUGUAAGCCUUUAUUGCGAAAGCACAAAUGGGAAGCACGCAAAGCACUUUCUAUCUCACUUCAGAACAUUAUUAUCAAACUGAUGCUGCAGAAUGACGGGAUUUGUGAUAUUUUAUUUCACAGUAGCUGCUCCAAUAGUGCUGAAUAGACAAUCGUAGUGCCGUGAAGGUGCGUGUGCAUUACAUGUACACUGAAUACAGAUGUUCAUAUAUGUUACAGUGUUAAGGGAAUACCUUUGGUUGAGGUUAGGGUUAUUGUGUUGUUAUUUAAGAAAUUGCCAGAAAGUUUCAAAACAACAGUCAAAGCCUUUUGCAUUUGUUCAAGACUCAAAAUGUUUUUUUUUGUUGAAUUUAUUAAUGCAAAGAUCGGUAGUGUGCAGUAGGAAUUGCCAUUUCUUUUCUUUUUUUACGACUAUGCCAUGAAACACAAUGUUUGUUUUUUCAUAUGAAGCCAGCAGCUGACAAUUUAUUCGUUGCACUACUGUUGAGUGCAUUUAACAACAAAAUGCAAUGCAACGUCUACCACAAAACAUUCUGCAUUGCAUUUUUGACCAAUAGUGCAUCAUGGAUUCUAACUUUCUUUGGGUUUCACUGGGAUUUGUUUUCGAGGUAGCAUUUGUUUUGCUUUUUAUUGAAUUAUUAUUUUAUUGUAUAUUGAGAUACACAUUCCAAAAACAGUUGAAAGGAGAAACACCGUCAUCAUGUAGCAUCCAUUAGUUGGUUAGGGUGCCAAACUUAUCAUUCGACAGCCGUAAACUGACCUGAUGGUCACAGUGGUCAAACAUCAAGAUGAAUAGCUGCCAUACUGCCAGGAUUCAGUUCACUUUAGAAUGACAAACAUGUGUGGAAACCGAGAGGGUCUAUGGAGGAUCAUUGUUAACAUUUAGCAACAUGCAAGAUAAUGGUUAGCAUAGUCCCUAUAACAUAUUCUCAGGGUCACAAACUGAGUGCCGUGUGCAAAGUGUAAUAAUCUACAGACUAAUGUACAACCUUGACUCAAAAGCACCUAAUGCCACUUAGUAUAAAUGUCAUGCUCAGCCUUAAGUCUACUUAUAAGAACAAUAUUUUUAUAUUUUUGGGAGGUUUUAAGUUAUAUCUUCUAAAACUAACGUUGCAUAUUGAAUGGUAAAGCAGAGAACUUCUAUGCAAGGCCACUGACGGAUCUAUGCAAGCUUGAAAUUUCCCCGGUGUGGGAUGUGGUGACCAAAUUAAACGUUUUGCAGAAAGAAAAGUGCACUACAGCUUUUAUUCCUUUAACUUUUACUUGGUCUAAAUGUUUCAGAGAUUUUUCAGCAGGAAGCUUUUUAGAAAAACUCUUAAUUUUAAGAGUUUAUGGAAACAGGUCCCUGACUUACUGAAAUUGUUUUGGUUUUAUACUAAUGUUAAGAUGUUUAGGAUUCUAUUUUAUGUUUUGGUUUGAAAGCCAAUCCCUUGCGUGAUUUUAAAGGGAUCUUUUAAUAAUUGUGCUGCUACACAUAGUUUUGUACUUUGUAAACAAGACAUUUUUGUACCAAUUGUUUUGGAAUUGGGCAAAAAAAAAGAAUGAAUCCACCUUCA
Messenger RNA from Eleginops maclovinus (Patagonian blennie), 6570 nucleotides. RefSeq names its product solute carrier family 45 member 4-like. Bases 2255 to 4720 code for a protein of 821 amino acids. Gene Ontology annotation, cellular component: membrane. The transcript is spliced from 13 exons. Gene Ontology annotation, molecular function: sucrose:proton symporter activity. The record is from RefSeq and is a predicted model, not a curated record. Lineage: Eukaryota; Metazoa; Chordata; Actinopteri; Perciformes; Eleginopidae.